AUGCGUCUCUUUCUACUUCUAAUAACAUUAUUUAAUCUAUCAAGCAGUCUGAACAUUCUAUUCUAUUUUGCAGUUAUUGGUCCAUCUCAUAUUGCUUAUUUGAGAACAGCAAUUGGGAAACUAUUAGCAAGAGGACACACGAUUGAUGUUGUGUUCGCUGUCUAUAAUGAAUUGGCAAAUUUAGACUUGAGUCCAGAAGUCAGACGAGUCUAUUAUAACAGACAUGCUGACCCUGAUUAUUGGAAGAAAAAUGCGAAUCACUUUUCGAAUAUGUUUGAAAAAACAAAAACGCCUCUUGGAGAGUUUGAAAUAUUUCAUGAAUCUGGGUAUCAAUUGUGUAGAAUUGCGAUCAACGACAUGGAACUUCUUGAAUUUUUGAAAUCAGGAAACUAUGAUAUCGGAUUCAGCAGUGAUUACGAUCCAUGUGGCAAUAUUCUGAUGACUGCUGCUGAAAUUCCUUCGAUUGGAAGUAUAAUUGCUACUCCCAUCUUCUUGCCACAUCUCGUUAGUGCAGGUCUUCCAACAAUUGCCAGUGUUUUUGGAUCUCCACUUUAUCCAGAAAAUGAUGGUUCCCUCUACCACAAAGCAUUUAAUCUUCUUCGACUGACCUAUUACCAUUAUGUGAUUGCACCUGAUAUGGAGAGCAAAUAUAACAAACUAAUUCAACAAAGAUUUGGAAAUCGGUUCCCAGAUGUUGCAAAAAUCGAAAGAGAUCUCGAUAUUGUGUUUGUCAAUAGUCACGAAUUCCUCGAAAAGCAAAGACCAAUGAGUUCGAAAAUCAAAUAUAUUGGUGGGAUGGCCAUCAGAGAAGCAAAGAAACUUCCGGAACAAUUUGAGAAUCUCCUAUCAGCAUCUUCAUCAGCAUUUGUUCUAUUUUCAUUUGGAACACAAGUUCCAACUGUCAAAAUGCCUCUUCAAAUUAGGAAAAACUUUGUAGAAGCGUUCAAGAAAUUUCCAAACGUGACUUUCCUCUGGAAGUAUGAUAACUUGGAUUUGGAUGCAGAGAUUUUUGAAGGUUUAAAGAAUAUUCAUCGUCUGGAAUGGCUUCCACAAACCGAACUAUUACAUGACGACCGUGUAAAACUAUUUAUAAGCCACAUGGGCCUGAAUUCUUAUCUGGAAACUGCCACAGCCGGAAAACCUGUAUUCUCUAUUCCAUUGUUUGCUGAUCAACUCAAUAAUGCACAGAACGCGAAGGACAGGGAAAUCGGACUUGUCGUUGAUAGAGAUCAACUGACAGUCAAGAACAUUGAAACAACACUACGAGAACUUCUCGAGAACCCAAAAUACCUUUCAAAUGCUAAAUCUAUUUCGAAAAUGAUGGCUGAGAGACCUGAAAAACCAACAGAUGUGUUCAUCAACUGGCUGGAAUUCACUGCUCACAAUCCAGGACUUCAUAAAGUUUUAAGAAUGCCAGGAUCUGAUUUGAGUCCAUUUUAUUAUUACUGCGGAGAUAUUUUGUUGAUUUUGUUUUUGAUCGUGCUUCUUGUGAUGCAUUUUAUACUGAAACGGGUUUCAGUUAUGACUACAAAAAUCAAAUCGGAAUAA
Messenger RNA from Caenorhabditis remanei, 1548 nucleotides. RefSeq lists its product as uncharacterized. Bases 1 to 1548 code for a protein of 515 amino acids. Gene Ontology annotation, molecular function: UDP-glycosyltransferase activity. The transcript has 7 exons. Lineage: Eukaryota; Metazoa; Nematoda; Chromadorea; Rhabditida; Rhabditidae. The record is from RefSeq and is a predicted model, not a curated record.